UAUGGCAGUAUGGCAAGAACAGCGCCUCGACAUGGCCGCGAGGAGAAGAUUGCUACUCGUGAUAUUGGCCUCGAAUUUUUUACCGGGAAAAUUGGCAGUCGACGGAUAUUCGAAACCGUGUCCAACAGCGGCGAUUGUGAACCGUACCGAAAAGAGGGGUGAAUUUCUGGCAGAAAAUGGAACGCAGUUUGAAAAGGACUGUAUCUGCAACUGGAAAACCUGCUUGCCACUCUGCUGCCCCUUGGGGCAAGCGAAAAGCGAGAGUAACAGCUGCGUUGAAGACAGUUUGGACGUAAAUUUGACAGACAUUCUUCUUCAUUCGCACGGAGAAAUGAGGCUGGAUAAGCUUCAUCCCUUCAAUCUUGAUCCUUGCGGUCUUGAAUCGGCGCAUUACCGAGUUUCGAUGGCGUUCGGUUUGCUCGAAAACGGUUCGUUGUACCUUUCGGAUUAUAGCAACGAAACUGUCGACGUUGGAAUGUACUGCCUGUAUCGCGAUAUCGAAUCGCCGAUUUAUUCGGCGAAACUCUGUCGUCCGAGGAAAUCGCAAAGUUUGCCGUGGCUCAUCGGAUGCAUCGUUUGCGCCUUCUUCGCCUUGGCGACCUUCAUUGUUUACACCGUCGUCCCGGAGCUUAGAAACCUUCAUGGACUCAUUUUCCGAUUAUAUUUGGCCUCGUACAUCGGCUGCAUAAUCAUGGCUCAGUCCGGUCUCAAGCUCAUAACCGAUCUGAAAAACUACAAGGAGAUAAUUCACGCAUUCGUCGGAAUCUAUUUUUGCCUCACUUGUGCAUUGUGGCUGAACGUGAUGAGCUUCGACAUUUGGUGGACACUGCGAAGCCUCGCACCCAUUCAGAGCAAUGUCAAAGAAAGAGAGAGAAAAAGGUUACGAUGGUAUAUGGCUUAUGCUUGGUUAGGCCCUGGGGUCCUGAUGAUCGUUUUUUGUUUCGUUGCGUUGGUUGGAAACAUUCGCAGUAAAACAGUCAGCUUGUGCUUUUUGGUUGGGCCCAUUGUUACAGCAGGCAUUUGCAACACAUGUUUAUAUAUUGCUACAGCCAUAACAAUAAUCCGGCGUAGAAAAGACACGUCACACCUGGUCGAUGGAGUCAAUAAACACCACCAAGAAAAUGUACAAUGGUUCAACUUGUAUUUGAAGCUUUUCGUAGUGAUGGGAGGACCGAUGAUCUGGUUAGCCGCGACCGUAACGAGGCGCAGUCUAACUUACAAAAUGUCGGCGUUGGUGGACGUGCUUCAAAUGUCGCAGUGCAUAAUGGUGUUCAUUAUAUUCGUAUGGAAAGACGACGUAAAACGGUCACUCCGACGACUAUAUGCCCGAACCAUGCAUAAGCUUCCAUCUUCUCUCCGAGCUGACCGGAUACACACCACAGUGAAUUGAUUUUCAAAAAGUAAGAGCUUUUAUACCUAUAAAUGACGUACCGCGUUGAUGAGGAUUAUUUUUAGAAAAUUUCAGAAAUUUCUACAAAUUUACUCAGAACGGAUUUCUCACAUUUCCCUAAUAUUUGUCAAAAGUCUCUGUAACUUUGACGAUUCGUCAGGACUUUUUCUAAAUGUUCUCAUUUCUAUGUAGAAAAUUCAUUUCGACAUAUUUAUUCAAUAACCUUGAUAUUUUUUCAACAUUUCUGUGGAAAGUUGUCGUAAUUUGUACAGUUUUGUUGUAAAAAUUCUUCUACAGAUGUGACUAGUAUGCCUCGAUCUGACAGUUUUUCUGCGAGCUGACCGGUUCGUAUUUAAUAACGAGCGACUUUUUCAACGCGUAUUUCACUCUCUAUUUAUGCCUACCUCAAUGUAAUAAAAUUAAACUGUGAUCUCUUUCGCUGAGUUUUCCGUCCCAUUAUAUUCGUAUCAGUUUGCUAAAACCGAGGCUAAAACAAUCAGCUGAUCACUCGGUGUGCGGCCAUAUUACUCUAGCCAUGCUUAUCCCUGAUAAAAAUUCCGGAAAGCGAAACGGUCUGUUUUUACAGAAAUCUAUCCAGAUCCUAUAAGAAUAAUAAUAUAGACCAGACUGAUUAACCCAUCUGGAAUUUUCAUCAGGGAUGCUUCGGGUACCAAAAAUACUUCACAAUUUCAGACUUCGGAAUUGUGCGUUGUUGAGUGUUAUAAUUUUUGUACUAUUAUAAUAAUAAAGACGAUGUGAAUCAAAACAAUUGAAUAUUCUUAUUGCCUUACCCGUCCCGUUCUCGUAUGGCAUCGUCUCUAAAUUAAGUAAAGUUUUUUUGGGGUUAGUAGUGAGAGAAAAAUGAUAAAUAAUCAUAAAUCAUAUUACCAAUCUGAAUAAAUCUGUGUUUUAUCAUGGCUAGUAACAUUCCGUUUUACUCAAAUUGUGAUGAUGUAUGUAAUAUGUUUCAAUUUUCUUGGAUUAUAAUUAAAUCCGAUGAAGUGUCUUACAAUUGAUAAAAUUUGUGGACGUGAGAAUAUGAAUAUAUCAUCCUUAAAAUUAUUUUCGGGAUAGUAAAGGCGGGUAAAUAAAAUAAUUGAUCUUUCUGUAUAAAUGUAUUGUUUACUAAAAACACAAGACACAAAUAUAGAGGCAUUGCAAAUAAUUCUUAAAUAUGUGACUAAGCAACAAUACAUAUAUGUAUAUAUAUAUAUAUAUUAUCGUGAUUUCUGCACUUAUUUUAAUGCGGAUGAAAAAAAUAUACUGGUAAAUUUAGCUAAUAUACUCAAUAAUGAAUGCAGAAUUUCACACGAUUUCAUACAAUCAAUAGAUAAGUUCAUCGAAAAAAUAUAUGUAUUUCGGUAACAGGAAUUUAAUGUUACUAUUGCUUGUUUUUCACUUCGAUUAAACAAUCUCUGUGUUACAAGCAAUAUGAUGCCUCGUGUAACGUAGCAACUGCUCUAUUAUCAUAACAACUCUGUAUAUUGUGAAAAGAAAUUCUAUGGCACCUUGAAUACACCCACGUUAAAUUCAAUCUACGUAUUCAUUUCCUACUCCUCCACCCUUGGUCAUAGCUGCAUUGGUUGCAACACUUUGGAUUAUUCAGAUUUUUGAAAAGAAAAGGGUCUUGAAUUCGAUAUGCCCAAAUCAACGUUUCGCUUCAAUUAUGUGAUUAGUUUAUACGAUUAACAAUGUAAAAUGAAUAAAAGAAGGUGAAACCGGUGAUAAAAGCAUCGGAAACUUAAAGCAGUGCGUUUCAUUCGGUGAAUAGCUGAGGAUGUGAAAAAGGUAACUUAUUUUCUUAAUAACAGUAUUAAAUGCAAAAAACAUAAAUAAUUUUGUAAACCGUUAAGAAAUCUUCACGUAAAUUACACAAUAUAAUAAUAAAGUGUGACAAAGUAAAUUUCAGAAAAGAGGCUUGCAGUGGGUAUCAUAAAAAAUUAGGGUGGCUAUGAUAGAUCGAAAAUUAUCAGCAUAGUUGUAUUAACUUGCAAUUUUCUUAUCAGUGAGU
This is a messenger RNA of Neodiprion virginianus, 3401 nucleotides long. RefSeq names its product G-protein coupled receptor Mth2-like. Gene Ontology annotation, molecular function: G protein-coupled receptor activity. The record is from RefSeq and is a predicted model, not a curated record. The transcript has 5 exons. The coding region runs from base 2 to 1390 and encodes 462 amino acids. Lineage: Eukaryota; Metazoa; Arthropoda; Insecta; Hymenoptera; Diprionidae.